CACAGUCUGGUCAGACGGAGUCAAUCCCUAUCGCAGAAGGAAGCAAAUAUGCCAAUGUUCAUGUUAUUUUUAAUUUCUAACUUUAAUUAAGUGCAUUAUCGUUUGUUUUGUUAAGAUAGGUGGCGUUAUUCACAGUCGUCUGACUGCUUUUGUAGUAAUCAGACGGUUGACAUCGUGUAGGACUUCAUCUUGUUUACCUUUGGCUCUAGCAGGAGAACUAACGCUAACGGCGUUAGCCCACUCCCUUGCUAGCCUGCACAGUCCUAGCGUUAGCUUAAAAAGCUAACUCAAAUCUGUGGCGAAAUGGCGGCCAAUACGACACAAGCAACCCCAGCAACUAACUGGUCCUAUGGUAGCGCUGGAGAUGGCCAGGUUCAUGAAAACCCAGAAUGGGAGAAGGCAAGACAAGCACUAGCAUCCAUUAGCAAGAGUCAGAGUUCUGCUAAAACAACACAAGCCAGCCGGACCACAGCAGAGGCCGGUCAGUUCCAGCCAGCAGUGACUGACCCUGCCGCGAUGCAGCAGCAACAGCAGCAACAACAACAGCAGCAACAGCAGCAGCAGCAGCAGCAACAGUAUUAUCCGUGGUACCAGCAACAACAGCAGCACUAUCCUGGAUACACAUACCCCUAUAACUAUUACUACCCCAUGGGUCCAUAUGGAGCUGCAUAUCCACCAAAUCAGUAUGGUGUACCCCCAGGGCCUUACCCAGGAACUCCACCCUCCAAUGGCCAGCCUCCUCCAGUGCCGGGCAUGGAAGACCAAUCCCCCAGCUACCCCUCUCAACCACAACCUCCUCCCCCCGCUACUCCCCAGCCACCCCAGAGCCCAACCACUUCAGAGAAACCCCCUCCUCCCCCACCCCCACCUAUUCCUCCCCCAUCCAACUCCCAGUACCCCCCUCCUCCAUCACAAAAUGCUUACAGUGCCAACAACUCCAUGCCAUACCCACCUGGUGACCCCAACCAAAUGCAGGUCUACAAUCAUUCCCAGGGAAGGCCUAAUUAUGGCCAGGGCUUCCAGGCCCAGAACACCUACCAGCCCUCUCAAAAUACCUCCCAGCAGCAGAGCCAGUAUGUACCAGGGUUAGGCAGAGGAGAGGCCAACAAAAACAAAAACCAAAAACAAGGACAACAACUUUGGCACCGUAUGAAACAGGCACCUGGUACAGCUUCUGUGAAGUUCAACAUUUCUAAGAGGCCCUAUCAGGUUCAGUGUUCUCCAGUUUCCAAUCAAGCUUUCCCUCCAGGUGAGCAGCCUUCAGGAUUGAAUCCAGCGCCCUCUUCCCCAGCUACUGCCAGCGCUGCACCUGGAGGUGCUCAGACACGACCCCAGGACUGGCCCCAAGCCAUGAAGGAAUACGUGCAGCGCUGUUUUACAGCCUGUGAGACGGAGGAAGACAAAGAUCGCACAGAGAAAGUGCUGAAGGAAGUCCUGCAGGACCGGUUGAAAGAUGGCUCUGCUUAUACUAUUGACUGGACUCGUGAGCCACUGCCAGAAUUAAAGGUCAAGCAGUCUCGCUGGGAAGCUGUACCACCCCAGAGGACAUCAGAUAACUCAAUUAGCCGUGGUGGAAGUACAGCGGCUGCAGCUUCAAGAGGCAGGGGUGGUGGACACAGAUUGGGCCACUACAGGAAUAUAUUUUCUCAAAGGAGUCCAUCCUCUAGUUCAUCCCGUUCCUCCUCUCGCUCCCCAUCUCCCUCUCAUGGCAGACACAGGGACCGCAGCAAUCAAAGGCACAGGCGAAGUGAUUCUGGCUCACAGUCAGACAGCAGCAUCUCCAGUGACCUCCGACCUCAGCUGUCAAGACGAAAUCAGAAAGGAGCACGCGGUCGUGGUAAUGACAGGGAUAGAGGACGAGGAGGUGGAGAGAGAGGACGAGGAAGAGGAGGAAAAGCAAACAGAGGAAGACGAAACAUGGAAGAGUCCGGUGUUGGAAAGAAGAGGAAAGGCGGGAGUGCUGGUCUGGAUUUCCAUGACCCCAACAGAGAAGCCAAGAAGCAGAGCAGAGCAGCUCGUUUCCACAAGCAGCUGCGUUCAGAGCCCCUGGUUCUCUCCAUCAAUGCCCUGGACCUGCCCGAUGGAACACAAGAGGGCCUGAGCUGGGAGGACUGCCCCAUUGUGGGAACAUGUCAGGACAUCACUAAAUCCUACCUGAGGCUCACCUGCGCCCCUGACCCCUCCACUGUGCGCCCUGUGCAUGUGCUAAGAAAAUCUCUACAGUCUGUGAAAGCCCACUGGAAAAACAACCAGGACUAUGCCUAUGCCUGCGAACAGAUGAAGUCCAUACGACAAGACCUCACGGUCCAAGGAGUUCGAACCGACUUCACAGUGGAAGUCUACGAGUGUCAUGCACGCAUUGCUCUCGAAAAGGGAGACCAUGAAGAGUUCAAUCAGUGCCAGACCCAGCUGAAGGCCCUGUAUAAGGACAACCCCUCAGAGAACAUUGGAGAGUUUACAGCAUAUAGGUUGCUGUAUUACAUCUUCACUAAAAACUCUGGAGAUCUGACCACUGAGUUGGUGUACUUGACCCCGGCCCUGCGAGCAGAUGGUUGUGUGGCUCAUGCUCUUGCACUCCGUGCUGCCUGGGCAUUAGGAAACUUUCGCCGUUUCUUUAAGCUCUACCUGGAAGCCCCACGCAUGGCUUCAUACCUCAUUGACAAGUUUGUAGAGAGGGAAAGAAAGAUUGCACUUCGGGCCAUAGUCAAAACGUUCAGGCCUGACUUGCCGGUGCAGUAUGUGCAGUCCACUCUGGGCUUCCCUUGUUUAGACUCCUGUAUGACAUUUCUUACUGGGCUAGGUGUCACUUUCACCCCAUCUGACCCCAAAAAGAUAGACUGCAAAACCAGCACAGCCGCUUUGGCUGCCUCCUGAGGGGGUGGGGGUACCACAGUAAAGGGAGACACUAAGGGACCCUCAUUGAUCCUUACAUAUUCAAUGCACUGCACUUCAGACACCUCAGCCAGUUCAGAAAGAGUAGUGGCAAACUAACACCUAUAUAAGACCCAUAGAGAAAGAUACAUGUUAACAUACUCUACUGCAAGACCUAGAUUUCAGAAUGAAAUGUAAUUAUCUGAUACUCAGAUAAGAACUGUUUUUAAACAUGAGGGAGAAUGUCUGCACACACUGUCACACAACUAUUAUGAAUUAGUCCAAGGCCCAAGUUAUCUCUACAAAUAUGAUGCCAGAAAAGUGAGUGAACAGUUUAGAUUUGGGAUGAUCAUAUAGUCUCGGUGCUUAGAGGCCAAGAAGUCACAGAACCAGAUCAGGGAGGCACCCCCCCCCCCCCAAUGGUUCCUGUUCCUUUACCACCGUCAGAUGUCAAAGCUAACAGUGUUCUGUUAUGUUUUUUCCUUCCUCAAGUCAACAGCUCCAAGACCUGAAGAUUCAAGCCCUGUCAAUCAAAGGGGAAAGACAAACAGCUCUUCUUCAAGUCACAUAUCCAGCUCUCUGCUGUUUGAAGUCAAGCCUAUGGAAGCAGGUCAACUUUGCAUUUCCUCUUAAAGACUGUGAGACGAUGCGGUGAGAAGAUGCCAGCAGUUUGUCUGAAAGAAGAGAUGGUGGUUUGUAUGUCCUGCCCUGCAUCCCGUUUCCUCAAUGUAUCUACAGCUGGUUGUUCAUCCUGUCCCUUGUCCCAAACCAUAUGGCCCGUGAAAGCAAUGGACCUAAGUCAAAAGUCUUGUUCCUGAUUUAAUUAAGUAGUAUUCAUCUGUUGGUCUCAGUUAUGAAAUGGCUGGCCAACAUUGGAAAGAAGUCUCAAUCUCAUGACCAUUGACUUUGUGUAUGAUAAAGGAUACAGGCAAGUGUUCAUCAAGGUUAUCCUCACUCCUCCGUAUCCUGGAAGCUGAGCUCCGUCAACAGAAUUAAAGCAGCCACAGACGGAGAGUAAAUCCCCAUCAUCCUCAGGUAGAAGUUCCCGCCAGCACCUAGAAUCCAGCACCGUGGUCAACACAGCAAAGUGCAGUGGGGAUGACCUUAACUCCAUGAGCUGUUAUUCAAGAGAAUCGGGCAUCUGAGCUGGAAUCUACAACAGCUGAAGGUUCUUCUGGGUGGAGCAUCGAGGGAAACAUGCUGCUUAUUCUCAAAUGAGUGGUUUGUAUGCUGCAAUCUGGCUCUGGUGUGUGCAAGGCUGGUAAGAGAAAGGGACUUCUCUGGAAGGAGGUGGAUGACGGCACAACAGACAUGUUGCCUCAUGUCUCUCCUGUGUUAAAUGUUUUAUGUCUUGCAUUUUAUGGACAGCAGUAUUGGCCUUUCUCCUGGGAAAAAAAGGAAAAAGAAUUAUGGAGCUGCAGUCAGUUUCAUGAAAAUUUACAGGUUGAUAUUGGACAAAUCAAGUAUCAUAAAUUUGACAAAAUGCUAAUAGGCAGAGUCAGUAAGAUCCCAGAAAUGUUACUGCGCAGAUGUUCGCUGUUUGAACGUUAUGAAGUAUUUAAAUCAAAACAGAUAAGUUUGAAACUGUAGACAGUAAUUUAAUAAAGAGGGAGAUACAAGUGGAGUGCAGCUUUGUGCUUUUAUGUCCAUUUUCCAGUAGAUAUGAAAUUAUUUUCUAAAAUAAAUACAGUAAUUGUAGUGUCUGAUAUACAGAAUAGUUUUUCUAUGUGGCAGUGGAAUUGUAGACUUAGUCCUCUCUGAUGUGAUUUGGCCAUUUUCCUGCAGGUUUGUGCUUUUCAGGACCUACAAUAAUAUUGGUGGUGGUGCGCAUUGUCUUAGGUGAUGAUUAGGAAAUUAACAAUUAGACCGCUCGUAAACGUUAAGAAAUUGAACCCUCACCAACAGAGUAAACAAACAUUUCAUAGACUUCUUGUUUUGCUUACUACCGUAUCCUGCGAUUUGGGUCCUCAUUGAAAGAUUGUGCUGAAACUUAAAACGCAGAUCAACAUUGUUCCACAUAAUUUUGAGGGUUUUUUUUUUUUUUUUUUUUUUUUUUUAACAGUAUUAUUUGCCACUGUAGAAAUAUUGAGCCUGAGGAAUUUACAACUUUGGUGUAAUUGACCAGAGCGUGAGCGGAUGCAGGCUUGCUGUACAAUCUACAUGUUUACUUGUCUACAAAGUUUAUUUUUUGUAAAUACUGUAUAAUAUUGCUGUGAUUUCUUUUCAGUUGGUACAUAGGUUUUGUUUAUUUUCACACAUGGGUAAGUGUGAAUAGUUUUUUGUUUUUUUCUGGGUUUCACAAAACUCAGACCAUUUAUGUGAAUAUGUAAACUUACGUGCAGACAGAUCUGGAUUGGAUUGUGUGCAAUGUCUUCAUCAUCAUAACAGUUGAUAUAGUGUAGGAGUUUAUAAUUGCUGGUGGUAGGGUUUCCUGUUAAAAUAAUGACAAACUCUCUUACCUAAUUUUGGCAAGAUGUUAUUCUCAAAUCCCACUGAUAUGAAACGUGGUUUUUUCCCUUCAGGCAAAAACAAAACAUGACCACAUUUUGUCACUUGCCUGUUUUGCAGCAAAGACAAAGAAAUUUCCAUCAAGUUGACAAAAUGCUUGUUUAAACCUGGAUCAUCACUUUGUUUCUCAAACUGUUCAACUGUUAACCAUUAUUUCAGCAAAUAUUUUGUAAUGUCAAUGAUCUCAACAUGUUUUCUUUCUUCCCCCUUCAUCUACCUGAUCCCCUGUCCUCUUUGCUCUUCCCUCCCCUCACUCCCUAAACCUUUCUCUCACACACCACCAGACUUCUCAUUCUUCAGCUCGUAGCACUGCUGCAUUGCAGGAGCACAUGGAGCGAUGAUAAGUGGGCGAACCUCCUCCAGACGCCAGCCGGAGAGAGUGAAUUGUGAGCAAUCCAAGUCUUGGUUUGACCCACUCAAGUUGAAGCCAUACAGCUGAUAAAAUACAUGGGAGCCUCACAUGAUGAAAUGUGGAAAAUGUUGAUCUGCUGCUAAUGUGAUUUGCUGCUAACCCAAAUAUUUAAAAAUGUCUCUGUGCAACAUGAUACCUGUUUUAGUUUUAAACAAUGUUUGAGGAUUGAGAAACUUGCAGUGUGCUGUUCUUUUCUGUUUGUCCAGAUGCAUUUGCAUUUUUGAGUCAGUUUGCUGGUAAAAAUGUGUAAUUCUUUUGUUUGUUUUUUUCCACCCAAUUCGUUUGUACUUAGGAAUCAUUCGGCUAGUUUUUGCUCAAUAAGACAGACCUGCCUGACUCAGUUGUAUAUUUAAGCCUUCUUUUGAGAGUUUUAUUGCUCAUUAUCUAAAAUGUCUCUGGACAUACAGAAUGUGCUGAAAUUCACCUCCAUUUAAAAAUAAUCUUUUCUUAGUAUAUUGGCAAAGUUGACAUGGCUGGUGUGUGCUCCCAUGCUAAGAAUUUCCUCUUGGGUUCUUCACGUGAUGAGCUUGCUGACUGUGAUUAUAGUUUGUUGCCUUAAGCUUGUGUAAAUGUAAACUUUACCCAGGGUUCAAUUGCGUACAUCUGAUGUCUCAGGUUGAAACAGACCAGGAUGUUAGCUUUAUUCUUUUUUUUCUUCCUUUUUUUAUUAGAAAAUUCACCCCAGACUAACAAUACACAUGUUCAUUUCGGAUGUGUUUUUUUGUUUGUUUUUUUUUCCCCCUCCAAUGCCUGAGUCAUAUUUUCAGUAUUGUUUGCUCCCAUGUUACUGUAUAUCUCAUCAGUCUUUGUAACUCCUUCCUUGAUAAUUGACACUGGAAGAACUCCCAUCAUUUCCCACCAUUUACCCUUUAACUCGUUUUCAUUUCAGUUUAUCUUGUCUCUGUUCUCGCUUUCUCUUAUUCCCACCCCCUGCAUGCUGUCCUCUUCCCUCUCCUGCUCUCCUACAAAUCUCUAACCAGUAUUUGUUCUCUUUUCAUUCUUAUCUUUUCCUUUAAUGUUGAGUAUGUUUGUGACCGUUUGCCGUGUGCAACUAGUCACUCUCACUAGUAAGUAUUGUAUUGCUUCUGCAAUGCUUUAAUAGUUUAUGUUGCAGCUCACUAACAACUGAAGCUGAAGGUAUAUCUAAAAUGCCUUCUCCCUGUCCCUCAUUUCCCCAUGCCUCUACAGAUCUGAUAUGAAAACUGCCAUUUUGUAAAUAUUGUGUACAUAUUAACUUUUGAAAAAAAUCUAAUAAAAUAAGUACAAACGG
Messenger RNA from Seriola aureovittata, 7061 nucleotides. RefSeq names its product leukocyte receptor cluster (LRC) member 8 (gene leng8). Gene Ontology annotation, cellular component: nucleus. Bases 304 to 2874 code for a protein of 856 amino acids. The transcript has 15 exons. Lineage: Eukaryota; Metazoa; Chordata; Actinopteri; Carangiformes; Carangidae. The record is from RefSeq and is a predicted model, not a curated record.